CAGGGGAAGACACACAGAACUGCAACCAUGUCUGAAGGGUCUGCGAAACCAAAGCCAAAAAUCUCUGCAUCUCGCAGACUGUUCUUGAAGACCAAACUGCUAAAGAAGGCCAUGACUAUGCUGGAAAAUGAAAAACAAGUCAGAAAAGAUGAACGAGCGAGAACCCUUGCUGAGAGAGUCCCAGAGCUCCAACUGUCAGGCCUGUCUUUGCAGGAUCUACAGAAUCUCUGCAAGGAGCUUCACCAAAAAAUCGAUGUCGUAGACGAAGAGCGGUAUGACAUUGAUUCUAAAGUGUCAAAAAAUAACAGGGAGAUACAGGACCUGUCUCAGAAGAUCUAUGAGCUGAAGGGCAAGAUGAAGAGACCGGCCCUGAAGAGGGUGAGGGUGUCUGCUGACGCCAUGUUGGGAGCUCUGCUGGGUGCUAAGGUGAAAGAGUCUGUGGACUUCAAGGCCAACUUGAAGACUGUGAAGAAAGAGGAGGAGAAGAAAGAGGAGGUGACUGACUGGCGUAAGAACGUGGACGCCAUGUCUGGUAUGGAGGGCAGAAAGAAGCUGUUUGAUGCUGGGCAGUAGAUGUUGUGGUGAAUUUCUUUGUGGAGAUGUUUGCUGCUAUAAAAAAAGGUAGAACCAGAAAAUCA
This is a messenger RNA of Plectropomus leopardus (leopard coralgrouper), 638 nucleotides long. RefSeq names its product troponin I, slow skeletal muscle-like. Lineage: Eukaryota; Metazoa; Chordata; Actinopteri; Perciformes; Serranidae. Gene Ontology annotation, biological process: cardiac muscle contraction; skeletal muscle contraction. The record is from RefSeq and is a predicted model, not a curated record. Gene Ontology annotation, cellular component: troponin complex.